Messenger RNA from Paralichthys olivaceus (Japanese flounder), 4299 nucleotides. It is a transcript of the gene nol8, whose product is annotated as nucleolar protein 8. Gene Ontology annotation, molecular function: RNA binding. Gene Ontology annotation, biological process: positive regulation of mRNA splicing, via spliceosome. The record is from RefSeq and is a predicted model, not a curated record. Gene Ontology annotation, cellular component: U2 snRNP; U12-type spliceosomal complex; nucleolus. NCBI's taxonomy places the organism in Eukaryota, Metazoa, Chordata, Actinopteri, Pleuronectiformes, Paralichthyidae.
UUUGUUGAUGUUGGUCCGUGACGACACCGUCAGCUCCUCCGUGAAGCAGCUUUAGUCACAGGUGUCAUGGCGCAGGGAGUGUGGCUGUAGAGUCUCCGUGGUGAAGUCAGCAGGUCGACUGCUCUGCCUCAUUCAGCUUCAUGGUUGUUGUGGAGGCAGCUGGGGUUGAGCUGUCACAGCGUUGUCGUGGAUACGGAGCAAUGCAGCGACUGUACGUCGGUGGGUUGAGCCACACAGUCACACAGAAGGAUCUGAAGGAUCGAUUUGGGAAGUUUGGAGACGUGCAGGAUGUUGAGCUACGGACCAGGAGAGACGAUGAUGGAGUUCCUUACAAGACCUUCAGCUACGUUAACAUCAACAUUUCAGAAGCUGACCUGAAGAAAUGUAUGACGGUGCUGAACAAAUCCAAAUGGAAAGGAGGAACUCUGCAGAUUGAAACAGCCAAGGAGAGUUUCCUGCACAGACUGACUCAGGAGCGGCAGGAGGCGAUGGAGCAGCGCCUCCAGCCGCCUGCAGCUGAAGACAAGAGACAAAAGCUGCUCGACUCCCUGAGCAAAGCCGGUGUGGACAACUUUCACAUGAACGCUGCAGUGCCAGGGACAGAAGUACCGGGACACAAGGACUGGGUGGUGAGUAAGUUUGGACGAGUCCUCCCCAUCCUGCAGCUCAGGUGUCAGAAGGGCAGCAAAGCUCGAACCCUGAAGUACGACCCGUCCAAAUACAGCCACAACAUCCGCAGGCUGGACCGAGCCGCCACUGACCAGCACACCCCCGUCACCCAGCUCACCUGGGAGGUACAGGGAGGGGACGAUGACAUCAGCAAAAAGAGGCGGGGCGAGUUCCCUCCAUAUGUGCCACCAAAACCCAAAAAGAGUCGGAAAAACGUGACCAACUCCCAUAAUGCAGUGGGCCCAACCAGAUCAGAGCCGACUGUUCUCUCCGUCAAACUCACAGAGCCUCAACCUUUCACCAACGGGUUUCAACUCCCCACUAACUACAGACCAGCUCAGAGGAAGUUGCUACCUUUCACCGGUGGCGAUGUGGAUUCGGACGAGGAAAUCCGCAGGCUGGUGGCAGUUCAGAACCCCUCCCAUGGUGCACCGAGGCAGGAAGUGGAGGAGGAUAACCUGGAAGUGGUCGGAUUAGACUACCUGGUGAAGUCGGGACUUUCCGGUCAGCAGAGGAAAGGUAGGCCAGAUGACGAAGACGACUAUGAUUCUGCUGACACAGAUGAACUCUUUGCAUCCAGGAAACCUCCUCCUGCUCCUCUUCCCCCUGAUCCUGCUCCAUCACAGGAGCAACAGACCCUGCCCACUGCAGAAAACCCCUCAGGGAACAACACGGAUAAGAAGAAAAAGGCGAAGAAGAAAAGUCAAGCUGCAGCAGAAGAGGAAGAGGAGGAGGAGGAGGAGGAUUCAGCAGAUGCUGAAGAUCACAUCACUUCUGCCACUUCUCAGAAACAAAGAAGCAACCAGAGUAAGAAGUUGCUAGAUCUCCCUGUUGUGAAGUCCUCUUUCUCAGAGUCUGAUGGUGAUGAUGAGGAGGAGGAGGAUGAUGAUGAGGAUGAUGAAGAUGAUGAUGAAGAUUAUGAAGCCAUGUUUUCUAACGUCACCCAUCUGGAGAUCUCCAUGGCUGACCUACAGAGGCUAGCUGAAGAAGCCAAGCAGACCUCUGAGACUACAGCUCCCAGCGUCUCUAGCUGCAGCACCGAAAAAGAAACUAACCUUGUAUCUGGUGUCGCAGAACAACCCGCACCCAAGAAAGGCACCAUGCCAGAAGACAUCCUCGCCUCCAUCAUGCGGGGCUACUGCAGCGAUGACGACAAGAAGAAGAAGAAAGGAAUGCUGCCCGCCUUCCAGGGAACAAAAAGAUUGUACGAUGGAUUAGAAACAAGUGACUGCCAGAAGAGACAGAGAGAGGAGCAGCAGGAGAGAACAGGAAGUGUGGUCAAAAAGCACAAGCUGCACUCAGAAGUGGACGAGAAAACAGCUGAAAACAAAACCAGGAAAAGUUUGAGGAAAGAAACACACAAAGAAACGAAGAAGACAGAGAGCAGUGAGGAGGAGGAGGAGGAGGAGGGGGAGGAAGAGGAGGAGGAGGAGGAGGAGGUUGUGAAGGACAAGGCUCCUACAAAAGUUUCAAAUAAAUCUGCUGUACAUACUGAGAAACCUGAGACAAGUACCUCCUCCUCCAGCAGCAGUAAUGAUGAUGAUGAGGAGGAAGAGGAGCAGAGGAUGAAGGUCAGUCAGACUGUUCCGUCAGCCAAAGCUACAGCAAAGACUAUACCUUCAUCCUCCAGCUCCUCUUCUGAGGAAGACGAGGACAAACAAGAGAUUGUCUCUGCUGAAGAUGUUGGGAAAACAGCUACUGCCCCUGCUCCUCACAGCGAGUCAUCGUCGUCGUCGUCGUCGUCCUCCUCCGGCGAUGAGGAGGAAGAGGAAGUGCAGGUUUCUUCCCGGGUGAAGUUAGGAGCCAAGGAGGAAGAGGAGCAGCAGAGGAAGGCCAACGUGAGGAGACUCGCUGCCAUCCAGCAGAGAAUGAAAGAGGCCGAAGAAAACAAGAAGCUCAUACAGGGAGCUCUGUCCAACCUGGAUACUCCAAAACCAGGAGCAGGGAAACACAUUGUUUUUGGCUCUGAUGAUGAAGAGGAGGAUGGGGAUGAAGAUGAGCAGCAGAAACCCUCAGAUGUCACAAUGUCAAAGAAGAAGACCCUGUUCGAGGACAGCCAAUCCGAAUCAGAGGACGAGACCACAGGUGACGAGGCAACAGCCAAUGAGAAGAACACAACGAAAGAGAAGGUGCGUCUGAAGGGGUCAGGCCCUCGGCUGUUUGGCGGCAGUGAUGAUGAGGACGGUGGCGAUGAAGAGGAGGAUGGCAGCAGGUUUGACAUCAGGCCUCAGUUUGAAGGUCGAGCUGGUCAGAAGCUGAUGCAGCUUCAGUCUCACUUCGGGGCAGACGAGCGAUUUCGGAUGGAUUCUCGCUUCCUGGAGGAAGAUGAGGGCAAAGACGAAGAGUCAGAGACAAAGAUGACAGAGGAUGACGAGGCUCUGGAGGAGGAGAGGAAGAAGAACCUGUCCAUCAUGCAGAGCGUCCUCGGCAGCAACCAACAAACCUGCAGCAGCAAGUCUGCCGGCAAAGCCAAGACCUUCAGAGACGUGUCAGCGCUGCACUACGACCCCAGCCGAGAGGAACAUGCUGCGUUUGAGACCAAACCAGAUGAGGUCAAAGAGAGCAAGUCGGCCAGGAGGAAGAAGAGGGAAGAGGCUCAGAAGAUGCCGGAGGUUUCUAAAGAAAUUUACUACGACGUGUCUGGAGACCUGAAGGCCGUGUUUGGUCCGACAAAGGAUGACAUCACUGAAGAAGAAGAAGGAGAAGAAGAAGAAGAAGAGAAGAUAAACUGGGACCAAGAAGAGGAAGAGGAAAAAACAGAGAAAGAAGAGGAGCCGACUCCGGUGACGUCUCUCGUCUCGGCUGAUGCAGAGAAAGAGGAGUCUGGAUUUAAAUUCUCCUUCUUUGGAGACGACGUAGAAACAGAAAGUAAAGAGCCGGCAGAGUACAAGGUGGAGAAUAUCCAGGCUCCGAAGGUGUCAUGGCACCAAGACCCACGUUUCCAAGACAGCAGCUCAGAAGAGGAAGAUGAGGAUCAGGAGGAAGAUGAGGAGCAGAUCAUUGCUACAGCUAAAACCACAGAAGCGGAGACUCCUGCAAAGACCAGUCUCUUCUUCUUCUUCUACCCUGAAGACAGCAGAUUGACAGAGGGCCCGAGGUUAUUCUGUCGUUCCUCUCAGCUGGAGGAGCAGAGGGAGCAGUGGGAGGAGAGGAGGAGCACACUCAGAGAGGAAUAUCGCAAGAAACACAAGGACGCCCGCAGAAAGCUGAAGGCCUCCCUGAAAAGCUGAGGAUGAUAGGACAUGGAAGUCUGUUUCAGAUUGAAUACCUGGUCUGGACGUUACAGUUUGCAGAUUUUUCUCCUCCCUCAUUUGAUGCGAUCUGGUGUCAUGACUGAUUUUAACAGUCGACAGGAGAGAGAACAAACAGCAGCUGAGGACGCAGACUUGAAGCAAAACAUCGAGAUCGUCAGAAUAUAAGAUUUAUUUUUUUUAUUCUAGUAAAUCCUCAGAGAUAUUUUUCAUCAGAGCCUUCCUGUGGAAACUUGCGUAUCAGGAUUUCUUGUUAGUUUCCUGAAUGACAGUCAGACGCAGCUACAGAGGAUCAGACCUGUUUGGAAAAACAUUCAUAGACAAAAUGUUCAAAUGAAUAAGGUUUGAAUUUGAUAAUAAAUAUGAAAGGUCGAAAAAA